ACAGAGCUUUGAGGAGGGAUCCAGCAAGGCGGUACUAUCCCAGAGUCCGGAUGGGAAGCCGCAGAUGCUCCUUCACUUGGGACUGACCGCUACAUAAUCCAGAAGGGGGUCCCAGUCCUGGGGAUGCUGGUGCAGGGUUCUGCGGGCCUGGUUGACUUUGGAAGGACCCAGAGCGAACCAGUAGCUGGUCCUCAGGUGGCGUGGGCAAAAAUUAUUUCUUUUUGGGAGACGGGGAAGACAAGGCCACCUAUAACCGCCUUUUCAAAUCUGGAGGCCUGAGAGGAGGUAACCGGGACAAACUACAACUCCCAGAAGCCUCUGCUCUCUGGAGUCAAGGAUGGUUGUCAUGGUUUCAGAAAACAAUAUGGCCUCUCCCAGCUGGGACGGGAGUGUCCGAGUUAGAGAGGCAGAAGCGGGUCUGGACGCCCUCGGCGGCGAGGGAGGAGACGCUUGAGCGGCCGUGAGUUUGGGACUGGACGCUGCUCGGCUGGAUCAGCCUGCCUUUGCCGAAGGUGCCAAUGGCGGGCAGUGUGGACGAGGAGGCGCUGCACCAGCUGUACCUGUGGAUAGACAACAUCCCUCUGUCCCGGCCCAAGAGAAAUCUCUCCCGGGACUUCAGUGACGGAGUCUUGGUUGCAGAAGUCAUCAAGUUUUACUUCCCCAAGAUGGUGGAGAUGCACAAUUAUGUCCCUGCCAACUCUCUCCAGCAGAAGCUCAGCAACUGGGGUCACCUGAACAGGAAGGUGCUGAACAAGCUGAAUUUCUCGGUGCCGGAGGACGUGAUGCACCAGAUCGUGCAGUGCACGCCGGGCGUGGUGGAGUUGGUGCUCAUUCCACUGAGGCAGCGCCUGGAGGAGCGGCGGAGGCGCAGGAAGCAGGGCUCGGGCUCCUUACAGGAGCUGGUUCCCCAGGAUGGCAGUGGCUACAUGGAUGUGGGUUUGUCCCAGAAGCCCCGAGGGGAAGGUGCCCAGGACACCCAGGGAGGGGGGCAGCUCAGGGGGGGCCGGCAGCCGGUGCCCCGGCGUCCUGGGUAUAGCCAGGUGCUGCACGGCGACCCGAGCGUCAUCCUCCAGAUUGCCGAGAAGGAGCAGGAAUUGUUGGCCUCGCAGGAGACUGUGCAGGUCCUGCAGAUGAAGGUGCGGCGCUUGGAGCACCUGCUCCAGCUCAAGAACGUGCGCAUCGACGACCUCUCCCGCCGGUUGCAGCAGGCGGAACGGAAGCAGCGGAGAAUGGACCACUUUCCAGAACCCAGAAACCGUGUGCGGAGGCCUGGUGUGUACCCCAAAGCAGUGAGAGACACCAGGCGCUCCGCUUUGGAGCUCCCUGUGCUGGGCUUUUGGGGAUGGUCCCCCCACUGGGUCCGCACCACUAGAACCCGGUCCCCAUCCAGCUGUGAGAACAGUGAUGUCUCCAUCUAGUUCUCUGUGCCCUGGGCCAUUGGGGAAGCUGAGGGAGUCCCUGGCCUCUCCUGCUCUCACCUGGGACCCAUCUGGAGCUGGAGGAGGGCAGCUGCUGGAGAGGGAGGAGGAGGGGUUCAGCCAGGUGUGGGGAAGACAGCGGCUGUGCCUAUACCAAAUCGCCCUCCCCUCCCAUGAGGUAGAGUUGAGAAUAUUUGGGGUAUAUGGGACAAGGCUGCCCCCAUUAAAAGCAGUGUGCGCUCUCUCAUGUGCUAACCUUCUCUCUCUGCCUGGACCCUGGUGGACAGUGAGGUCCUGCCUCCCUUUUGCUGCACCCUUCACCCCUUGAGGGCCUUUUAUGCCCAGAAUGGCUCUUGCCUUGUGGGCAGCUGGGCCCUGGGUGGCCACGGCUUUGUAGGCUGAUGAUACUACAUUAUCAGGUCUUCUGCACUAGGAGAGUCUGACUUCUAACUCUGGCCUUACUAGACUGACACCCAAAUCCACCCUCACAGUCUCCUCCAACUCUGUCCAAACCCACAUUUCAGAUUCUCUCCAAAUGUAGCCACAUACUCACCCUAAACCAUGCCCGUGGACUGACUCCUAAAUAUGUCCUCUAUGUGACUUUCAACCCUGCUCACAGACUGAUCCCAAGUUUUAUGGACUGAAGACAAGCUUAACUCCCAACCCUGACUGAGAUACCAUGGCCAUGGUGUGACCCUAACUCUGACCAGUAACAUUGAACAUUUGUAAAUCCUAAACCUCCUACAAUUCUGUUCCUAGGCAUAUAUGCAGCAUAUACCCAGGAGAAACUUAAGCUUUGUGUUCUGUGUUCUGGGGCACAUGUAUAGCAAUGUUCAUAGCAACACAUUUUGUAAUAGCAAAAGAACUGUUAUCUGUUACUGUGUAACAAAUCACCACUCACCUAAAGGCUUAAAACAGCAUUUAUUAUCUCAUAUUUUCUGUUGCUCAAGAGUCCAGGGAUGGCUUAGCUGGGUCCUCUGCCUCAGGGUUUCUCACAGGCUGCAAUCAAAUUGUUAACCAGAGGUGUAGUCUUAUCUGAAGGCUUGACUGGGGAGGGGCUCACUUCCAAGUUCAUCUGGUUGUUGACAGAGUCCAGUUUCUUGUGGACUGUUCGAGUGAGGGCUUCAGUUUCUUGCUGGUUGUUGGCUGGUGGCUCCCCUCAUUUCCACGUCAUCCAGCAAGGGAGAGAGUUAGAUGCUGGCAAGGUAGAAGUUAUAGUCUUAUCUAAUGCAAUUACAGAAGUGACAUCCAUCACAUCUGUCAUAUUCUAUAUAUUUGAAAUAAGUCACUAGAUCCAGCCAACAUUCAAGGGGAGAGGAACACAUAGGUUUGAAUACCAGGAGGGAGAGAUCAAUGGGAGCCAUUUUAGAAGCUGGCUACAAGGAGGAAAAAGCAACAGAAGAUAAAAUCUAGGAUAGGGGUUACUUCUGAGAGAAAGCAGAGGGCAGAGAUGCAAGAGGCACAUUAGUAGAUAUAAGUUAUUUGUAAUGUUUUAGUUCUUGGGGCAAGUGGUGGGUUUACAAGUGUUCACAAAUGGGCUAUUUAUGGACAACUGGGGAGAAAGUGUGAGGUUAUUUAUUGUUCUGAACCAUUAAAAAACAAACAAGGAUUA
This is a messenger RNA of Myotis daubentonii (Daubenton's bat), 3030 nucleotides long. It is a transcript of the gene SPEF1, whose product is annotated as sperm flagellar and cilia associated 1. Gene Ontology annotation, molecular function: microtubule binding. Gene Ontology annotation, biological process: regulation of cytoskeleton organization. Gene Ontology annotation, cellular component: axoneme. The record is from RefSeq and is a predicted model, not a curated record. Lineage: Eukaryota; Metazoa; Chordata; Mammalia; Chiroptera; Vespertilionidae.